AUGGAGUCCUUGACCAGCGCAGGCGCCGAGCGAGCGGCAUCCACCGAUCAGCCGCGGCCGCACGUCGUGCUGCUCGCCAGCCCCGGCGCCGGCCACCUCAUCCCGCUGGCGGAGCUGGCGCGGCGGCUCGUCGAGCACCACGGCUUCGCGGCCACCCUGGUCACCUUCACCGACCUGACCUCCUCCCCGGAAGCCCAAUCCGGCGUCCCUGCCUCCGUCGCCACCGCCUCUCUCCCGUCCGUCCCGCUCGACGACCUCGCCACCAACACGCCCAUGGAGACCGUCCUCUUCGAGCUCGUCCGCCGCUCCCUCCCACACCUGCGCGACCUCCUCCGCUCCGCCGCACACCUCGCGGCUCUGGUGCCGGAUUUCUUCUGCUCCGCGGCGCUUCCCCUCGCCGCCGAGCUGGGCGUCCCGUCGUACGUGUUCAUCCCCAGCAACCUCACCGCGCUCGCCAUCAUGCGCCGCAUCGUGGAGCUCCACGACGGCGUGCCCCCCGGCGAGCACCACGACCUCCCCGACCCUCUCGAGCUCCCCGGGGGCGUGUCGCUGCGCCACGCCGACCUGCCGUGCGGGUUCCAGAGCAGCAAGGAGCUGGUGUACGCGCACCUCAUCGAGGAGGGCCGGCGUUACCGCCAUGCCGACGGCGUCCUGGUGAACACGUUCUACGAGAUGGAGCCCGCAGCGGUCGAUGAUUUCAGGCAGGCGGCAGGGGAAGGCGCGUUCCCGCCGGUGUUCCCCGUGGGGCCGUUCGUGCGGUCAGGCGCCGCCGAACCCGGCGACUCGGCCUGCUUAGAGUGGCUGGAUCGCCAGCCAACCGGAUCCGUGGUGUACGUCUCGUUCGGGAGCGGCGGCUCCCUCUCCGUGGAGCAGACGGCCGAGCUCGCGGCCGGGCUGGAGGCGAGCGGCUACAGGUUCCUCUGGGUGGUGCGCAUGCCGAGCAUGGACGGCAAGGAAGACGAGGGGGAGCACGGGCGUGGCAAGAGGGACAAUCCAUUGGCGUGGCUCCCUGAGGGCUUCUUGGAGAGGACGAGGGAGAAGGGCCUCGCCGUGGCGGCGUGGGCGCCUCAGGUGCGCGUGCUGUCUCACCCGGCGACGGCGGCCUUCGUGUCGCACUGCGGCUGGAACUCCACGCUGGAGAGCGUGUCGUGCGGCGUGCCCAUGGUCUCCUGGCCGCUGUACGCGGAGCAGAGGAUGAACGCCGUGGUGCUGGAAGGCAGCGUCGGGAUGGCGCUCCCCGUGCGUCCUCGAGCACGGGACAGCGACGGCGACGGCGGGGUGGUGUUGCGCGGGGAGAUCGCUGACGCCCUGAGGGAGCUCAUGGAAGGGCCGGAGAAAGGACGGGCCGUGCGGCGCGAGGCCGGGGACAUGCAGCAGGCGGCGGCGCACGCGUGGGCGCCGGAGGGGUCGUCGCGCCGGGCGCUGGAGGAAGCCGCCGUCGCGUGGAAGGCGUGGCGCGGCUGGCGAGGGGAAGCAGUGACGAACAUGUCCGCGAGCGGCAACCCGCGGUGA
Messenger RNA from Lolium rigidum, 1512 nucleotides. Its product is annotated as UDP-glycosyltransferase 72B1-like. Lineage: Eukaryota; Viridiplantae; Streptophyta; Magnoliopsida; Poales; Poaceae. The record is from RefSeq and is a predicted model, not a curated record. The transcript has a single exon. The coding region runs from base 1 to 1512 and encodes 503 amino acids. Gene Ontology annotation, molecular function: UDP-glycosyltransferase activity.